AUGUCUGGAACGGAACCGCUAGCGGGGCGAAGGCGAAGCAAGAGGGACGAGGCGCGGGGUGAAUGGCGGCGGGUAGGCUUUGUUGCUCGUGCUGGCAUUCCUUGCCUGGGAACCGGGAACGGGCGUUUGAGCCCCGCGCGCCGCGCACCUGCCCUCCCCACCCCCCCGCUUGCAUUCUUGCCCUCUCUCACUUUCAUUGUUCCCUUCGGCGCGGGAGGUCGCCGCGCCGCGUACAAAUAA
Arctia plantaginis is the source of this 240-nucleotide messenger RNA. The record is from the annotation of a GenBank genome assembly. Lineage: Eukaryota; Metazoa; Arthropoda; Insecta; Lepidoptera; Erebidae.